This is a messenger RNA of Heteronotia binoei (common prickly gecko), 2175 nucleotides long. RefSeq lists its product as uncharacterized. Gene Ontology annotation, biological process: DNA integration. The annotation marks the transcript as partial. Lineage: Eukaryota; Metazoa; Chordata; Lepidosauria; Squamata; Gekkonidae. The transcript is spliced from 5 exons. Gene Ontology annotation, molecular function: nucleic acid binding. The record is from RefSeq and is a predicted model, not a curated record.
AUGGCCACCUGUAACCUGAAGGAUCUUACCCUUAAAACAUUGUUUUUGGUGGGGAUAACUUCGGCCCGCAGGGUUUCCGAGUUACGGGCCCUUUCAGUGGAUAAAGACCUCUGUACCUUUCACAACGACAGGGUGGUGUUGAGACCUGAUCCGACAUUUGUUCCCAAGGUGAAUUCAGUUUUCCACCGGUCUCAGGAGGUGGUGUUACCCGCAUUCUGCCCUAAUCCCAAGCACGAGAGGGAAGCGGAAUGGCACCGACUGGAUUCCAUCUCCAUCAUUUCGGAGGAAACCCUCAAGAAACUAUGCCCCCACCGCCGCCUUCAAACGAGGCCAGCGGACUUCGUACUGAGGGACUUUCAGAAGAACCCAGUACACAUCGUGGGGUGGGCCCGGGUGCAUGUGGAAAGAAGGGGUUUCAGAGGGCCCCUGGACAUCCUAGUGGUCAAGCGCCAACUGACCACACUUCUAGGGUUGGCUUGGUUCAAUCCCCUGGGGAUCCAGCUGGUGGGGGUGGACCACUUGCAGGCAAGCAAUUUCGACGGGGUCUGCCGAGAGUUCCCCGAGGUCUUUGAUGGGUCUUUGGGGAGCUAUAAGGGUCCGCCCAUCACCCUACCGAUUGACCCAAUGGUCAGGCCCAUAAGGCUUAAAGCGAGGCGCGUCCCGUUCGCCCUUAAGCCGAAAAUAGAGGCAGAACUGGACCGCCUAACGGCCCAGGGCGUCCUAGAACCGGUAACAUACGCGGAAUGGGAAACCCCCAUAGUAACGCCCGUCAAACCCAAUGGGGAGGUGAGGAUCUGCGCUGACUACAAGUGCACGAUCAAUAAGGCGCUACAAGACAACCCCUACCCAGUCCCGGUGGUCAGCCACGUCCUAGCAGCGCUAGCCGGGGCGAAGACGAUCGUGACCCACAGGGGCGCGUUCAGGGUUAAACGGCUGCAGUUCGGGGUCAGUGUGGCUCCGGGGAUAUUCCAGAGCAUAAUGGACUCUCUCCUUAAAGGGAUCCCCGGAGUUCAACCCUUCUUUGACGACGUUUUAAUCGCCGCCCCCAAUGAAGGAGAGCGUUUCACCAUCGCCACGGACCACAAGCCGCUCCUGGGCCUCCUAGCUCCAGACCGUCAGACCCCCCAAAUCCUAUCCCAGAGGGUCCUGAGGUGGAACCAGUUCCUGAACUCCUACACGUAUGAACUGAUCCACCGCCCGGGUAAAGCCAUGGGACACGCCGAUGCCCUCAGCCGCCUGCCGCUCCCCAUGACAGAACCGGAUCCCGCCCCUGCACAUGGGGUAAUGCUCAUUGAAUCGCUCCCCGAGCGCCCCCUGCACGCGGCGGAGGUGGCUCGGGCAACAGGGAGGGACCGCAUCCUGGCACGGGUCAGGGACUGGGUGGGGAGGGGGUGGCCAUCAGGCAAAGUCGAAGACGCGUUCAGGCCAUUCGCGUCCAGGAAGGACGAGCUAUCAACCCACAAGGGGUGUGUGCUUUGGGGCAGUCGGGUGGUGGUUCCCCCCCCCUUGCGCAAGCAGGUGCUGGAAGACCUCCACGAGACCCACCCGGGCAUCGUGAGGAUGAAAGCCCUGGCCCGUAGUUAUGUGUGGUGGCCGGGCAUGGAUGAGGAGAUAGAGGGGUGGGUGAGGAGGUGCCAACCCUGCCAAGAAUCCCGGCCCGAUCCCCCAUCAGCCCCGGUCCACAGAUGGGAGUCUAACAGGCGACCAUGGUCCCGCCUCCACUUAGAUUUUGCAGGCCCGUAUCAGGGCCAAAUCUUUUUUAUACUUGUGGAUGCCUACACAAAAUGGCUGGAGGUGAUUCCAGUAGCCUCAACCUCCACAGCAGCAGCCGUCCGGGCACUCAGGAGGGUCCUAUGCACGCACGGGAUCCCAGACACCCUGGUGACGGAUAACGGUACUGCAUUCACCUCCCGGGAAUUCCGGGAGUUCACGGAGAGGUACCUCAUACGACACAUAAGAUCCGCACCCUUCCAUCCGGCCACCAACGGCCAGGCAGAGCGGAUGGUGCGGACCACCAAGGAAGCACUGGGGAGAAUGAGGAAACUGACAACACGCCUAGACAGGCUGCACCCCGACCGGGCCCCCGAGGUCCGCGGGUCCCCAGAGGUCCGGGAGGCGGUGCGGGGGUUCUUUCCGGGUGACCCGGUAUACGCGAAGAACUUCGCAAGCGGUCCC